AUGAUCCUGCGACAUACCCUCUCAAUCUGGGGGUUGUCGCGUGAGCAUGGCCUCCGCGGUUUCACUUCGACAGCCGCACGCCUCGGCAAAGCCUCGAAGGUAUCAAAGGAGCUGGCCUCCUUACGCACUCUCUCGACAGACGACGACCACAAGAGCGCCCGGGCGUGGGUGGACGGCUUCACCCUGGAAGACGUCCCAAAGGAAGAACUGGACGUGUCGUACGCACGCUCGAGCGGACCGGGCGGACAGCACGUGAACAAGACGAACUCCAAGGCGGUCGUGCGCAUCGACAUCCACAAGGCGAAGUGGCUUCCUCCGUUUGUGCUGCCGGCGCUGCAGAAGACUCUCCCAACCAUCCCAGCACCGCCAGGCGCGUACUUCCCCAUGGUCCGCGACCUAUGCCCCACAAAUGGGAGACUGAAGUCAGCUAACGCCCAGCAAUACUACCACGCGCCGAACCUGCUGUUCCAGUGCCAGACGUCCCGCUCAGCCCCGCAGAAUCUGGACCGGGCGCUGUCCAAUCUCCACUCGACCAUCGUAUCCGCCGCCCGGUCCUUAAUCCGCGGUGAGACGAGCCCGGAGCAGCGGCAGCGCGUUGCCGCCCUCGCCGCCGCUGAGAAGGAGAGGCGGAAGGAGUUCAAGAUGAAGGCGAAGGCGAAGAAGGGCGCGAGGCGGGGCGACUUCUAG
Trichosporon asahii var. asahii CBS 2479 is the source of this 687-nucleotide messenger RNA. RefSeq lists its product as uncharacterized. Gene Ontology annotation, biological process: mitochondrial translational termination. NCBI's taxonomy places the organism in Eukaryota, Fungi, Basidiomycota, Tremellomycetes, Trichosporonales, Trichosporonaceae. The transcript has 2 exons. The record is from RefSeq and is a predicted model, not a curated record. Gene Ontology annotation, molecular function: translation release factor activity. The coding region runs from base 1 to 687 and encodes 228 amino acids. Gene Ontology annotation, cellular component: mitochondrial large ribosomal subunit.